Molecule: messenger RNA, 4817 nt
Organism: Rhinichthys klamathensis goyatoka
Lineage: Eukaryota; Metazoa; Chordata; Actinopteri; Cypriniformes; Leuciscidae
Gene: pds5a
Product: PDS5 cohesin associated factor A
Exons: 34
Coding region: 194-4441 (1415 amino acids)
Biological process (GO): mitotic sister chromatid cohesion; DNA repair
Cellular component (GO): nucleus; chromatin
Source: RefSeq, a predicted model, not a curated record
UUUCAGCCAACGGGGUCGCUGCGCCUCCACUUUCCACGCGAGGACGUUCACACAACCCUGAAUGAAAAAGACGGAGCUUUGUGCCCGAAACUAAAAAAAACACCCGAACCCGAACCCGAGCCUGACUCAUGAAUUAAAACAACGACUUGUCUGUGAGAGGCCAGUAGAGGACCGUCUGUCUGUCUGGAGAAGGAUGAUGGAGUUCCCGCAACAGCCUCAGCAGCAACGGCCAGCGGGGGACGGAAAGAUCACCUACCCACUGGGUGUCAAAGAGAUCACUGAUAAGAUCACCAACGAUGAAGUUGUCAAACGACUCAAGCUGGUGGUCAAGACAUAUAUGGACAUGGAUCAAGACUCAGAGGAGGAAAAGCAGCAGUAUUUGGCUCUGGCUCUUCACUUGGCCUCUGAGUUCUUCCUGCGAAACCCCAACAAGGAUGUACGGUUACUCGUGGCCUGCUGUCUCGCUGACAUCUUCAGGAUCUACGCUCCAGAGGCCCCAUACACCUCACAUGACAAACUCAAGGAAAUUUUUCUCUUCAUUACAAGGCAGUUAAAGGGAUUAGAGGACACUAAGAGCCCUCAGUUCAACAGAUAUUUUUACUUGCUAGAGAACCUGGCAUGGGUGAAGUCCUACAACAUCUGUUUUGAAUUGGAGGACUGUAAUGAGAUCUUCAUCCAGCUCUUCAAAACCCUAUUUUCUGUCAUCAAUAACAGCCAUAAUCAGAAGGUGCAGAUGCACAUGCUGGACCUGAUGAGUUCCAUCAUCAUGGAGGGAGAUGGAGUGACGCAGGAGCUACUAGACACGAUUCUCAUCAACCUCAUCCCUGCUCACAAAAACUUGAAUAAGCAGGCAUAUGACCUGGCCAAGACUCUUCUGAAGAGAACGGUUCAGACCAUCGAAACCUGCAUCGCCUCAUUUUUUAAUCAGGUGUUGGUGAUGGGGAAGUCCUCCGUGAGUGAUCUGUCUGAGCAUGUAUUUGACCUCAUUCAGGAGCUUUUUGCAAUUGACCCUCUGCUCCUUGUCUCUGUGAUGCCACAACUUGAGUUCAAAUUGAAGAGUAAUGAUGGAGAGGAGAGGUUGGCUGUGGUGAAACUGUUGGCUAAACUCUUUGGAGCAAAAGACUCUGAACUGGCCACUCAGAAUCGCCCACUCUGGCAGUGUUUUCUUGGCAGGUUCAAUGACAUUCAUGUUCCUGUGAGACUGGAAUGUGUGAAGUUUGCCAGCCACUGCCUGAUGAACCACCCAGAUCUUGCCAAGGAUCUUACAGAUUUUCUGAAGGUGAGAUCACAUGACCCGGAGGAGGCAAUCAGACAUGAUGUCAUUGUGACCAUCAUCAAUGCAGGGAAGAAAGACCUGAACCUGGUGAAUGAUCAACUGUUGGGGUUCGUCAGAGAGAGGAUGUUGGACAAGAGGUGGCGUGUCCGUAAAGAAGGAAUGAUGGGUUUGGCUCAACUGUAUAAGAAGUACUGUCUGCACCAUGAGGCCGGGAAGGAGACCGCUUUGAAAAUCAGCUGGAUCAAAGACAAACUCUUACACAUCUACUACCAGAACAGCAUAGAUGACAAGUUGCUGGUGGAGAAGAUCUUUGCACAGUACAUGGUUCCUCACAGUCUGGAGACUGAAGAGAAGAUGAAGUGUCUGUACUACCUUUAUGCCUGUCUGGACACUAACGCAGUCAAAGCACUGAACGAAAUGUGGAAGUGUCAGAAUAUGCUCAGAGGGCUGGUUCGAGAACUGCUGGACUUACACAAACUGCCUACAUCUGAAUCAAAUACCACAGCCAUGUUUGGGAAACUUAUGAACAUCGCUAAGAAUCUCCCAGACCCGGGCAAAGCUCAGGACUUUAUGAAGAAGUUUAAUCAGGCUCUGGGUGAAGAUGAGAAACUACGUCUUCAGCUUGAGCAGCUCAUCAGCCCCACCUGCUCAUGUAAACAGGCUGAACAGUGUGUGAGGGAAAUCACACGGAAGCUGACAUUCCCCAAGCAACCCACAAACCCAUUCCUGGAGAUGGUGAAAUUCCUGCUGGAGAGAAUCGCACCAGUUCACAUUGACUCUGAGGCCAUCAGUGCCCUGGUUAAGCUGUUAAAUAAGUCAAUUGAGGGCACUGCUGAUGAUGAAGAUGAGGGAGUUACUCCUGAUACUGCCAUCCGCGCUGGACUUGAGCUGCUCAAGGUUUUGUCAUUUACUCACCCCACUGCAUUCCACUCAGCUGAGACUUAUGAGUCUUUGCUGCAGUGUCUGAAGAUGGAGGACGAUAAAGUGGCGGAAGCAGCAAUACAGAUCUUCAGAAACACAGGACAAAAGAUUGAGACAGAACUCCCACAAAUCCGCUCGACUCUAAUUCCCAUACUACAUCAGAAGGCAAAACGAGGCACCCCCCACCAGGCCAAACAGGCGGUCAACUGCAUCCAUGCCAUCUUUCACAACAAAGAGGUCCAGUUAGCACAAAUAUUUGAGCCAUUGUCUCGCAGUCUGAAUGCAGAUGUGCCUGAACAGCUGAUCACUCCACUCGUGUCUCUUGGACACAUCUCCAUGCUGGCCCCGGAUCAAUUUGCGUCACCCAUGAAGUCAAUCGUAGCCAAUUUUAUCGUGAAGGACCUUCUGAUGAAUGACAGAUCUGUGGGAAACAAGAAUGGGCGGCUCUGGACAGCUGAUGAUGAGGUUUCCCCUGAAGUGCUGGCUAAGGUGCAAGCCAUUAAGCUGUUGGUCCGCUGGUUGCUGGGAAUGAGGAAUAAUCAGUCUAAAUCUGCAAACUCUACUCUCAGACUCCUCUCAGCCAUGCUGGUCAGUGAGGGAGACCUCACCGAGCAGAAGAAAAUCAGCAAGUCUGACAUGUCUCGACUGAGGCUUGCAGCGGGGAGCGCCAUCAUGAAACUGGCACAAGAGCCUUGUUACCAUGACAUCAUCACUCCAGAACAGUUCCAGCUCUGUGGACUCGUCAUUAAUGAUGAGUGCUAUCAGGUGCGGCAGAUCUUUGCUCAAAAGUUACAUGUUGCUCUGGUGAAGUUGUUGUUGCCACUGGAGUACAUGGCUGUGUUUGCUUUGUGCGCUAAAGACCCAGUGAAAGAGCGACGUGCUCAUGCCCGACAGUGCCUACUCAAGAACAUCAGUGUCCGCAGAGAGUACAUCAAACAGAAUCCCAUGGCCCAUGAAAAGCUGCUGUCUCUCCUGCCAGAAUACGUGGUGCCAUACAUGAUCCAUCUUCUAGCUCAUGAUCCAGACCUUACCAAGCCACAGGAUUUGGAGCAGAUCAGAGACGUCAAAGAGUGCUUGUGGUUCAUGCUGGAGGUGUUGAUGACAAAGAAUGAGAAUAACAGCCACUCAUUCCUGAGGAAGAUGGUAGAGAACAUCAAACAAACAAAAGAUGCACAGGCCCCAGACGACCCAAAGGCAAACGAGAAACUUUACAUUGUGUGUGAUGUGGCAUUAUUUGUGAUCGCAAACAAGAGCACUUCAUGUCAUCUGGACUCCCCAAAAGAUCCUGUGCUGCCUAGCAAGUUCUUUACCCCACCUGAUAAGGAUUUUGUCAAUGAUAAGGAAUAUCUCUCACCAGAGGCAAAAAUAGUUCUGCAGACAGGGAAAAUCCAGCAACCACCAAAGCAGACAGGUGUGUUGGGGGCAGUGAACAAACCUUUAACGGUAACCGCUCGGCGACCAUUCAUUAAAACCACCACCUCCGACACAGGGAGCAACGCAAGCACUAACUCCCAACCCAGCUCGCCUGCAACAAAUAAGAGCAGGGAUGUGAUUUCUGAGGCUUCAGAGACGGGGGCAAGGGAGAAUGAAGAGAAUCCAGUGAUUACAAAAGCAGGAGGUGUAAAGAAGGAAGAGGCUGCUCAGCCCAGUGGGAAGAAACGUGCUGCACCUGCAAGUGACGGCACAGAGAACAGCGUGUCUUCAAACCCCUCUGCAGUGUCAGUGCCCCCUGCCAAUAAACCACGGCGUGGCCGACCCCCUAAAAACCCUGCGGGUGUUGCCACACCAGAUAAAGAGGCUGGAGCUACGACAGGGGGAGGGUCUGGGCGGGGCCGGAAGAGAGCAGCACCAGCUCAGGAUCCCGCCACCACAGCCUCAGCUGAUUCAAUCAGUGUCAAGACACCAAAACAGCAGAAAGAAGCAGAGCCCAAAAGAGCGGGGCCGCAGAGACAGAUUGACCUGCAAAGAUCAGUGAGGGUAGCACAGCGAGAACAGCAUGCGUACCAAGACAUCCGCCUGUCUCAGAAGACUUAUGGAAGUGAAGGGGAGACAGAGAGAGGGUUUGAGUCCAGCCCAGAGUAUGUACACUCACUCACACAGCUACAGGAGCAGCAGGAAGAAGCCAUUCUCGAACAGCUCAGGGGUGCAGCAGGCCCCAAACUGAGAGAAUCCACCUAUGCAGCAGAGCAGGGGGAGCUGUCAGUAAAGCGUCGGUUCGUGAAGACGAGGACGGUCAGGCAGUAAAUGUUUGAAUGACCGAACGAAGAGACACAUCUACUUAAACAUGAAAUGCUCUUCACAAACCUGAACUGUCUUUAUCCCACACCUCAGAAGAAUGAGGAAUGAAUUCUUUAGAUUCAGAUGUUCAAACUUGUAUGUAGAAACACAGAUCUGUUUCUCUUCAUUAGCUUUCUUUUCUUUUUUCUUUUCUGUUGAAAUUGUUCUUGUUGCGCUCUUCCUCUGUCUGGAGCCAUUUUUAAAAACAAACAUUUGAAAGAAAAAAAAAUCUGUUUUAAUCUGCUCUAAGGUUGCUUAUUAAAUACAUGGAAAGAUUUUUUUUUACUGUUUUAUCUCCCUCUCCUCUUUUAACCCUCUAUUAAAUCCAAAUAUUGUCAUCAGA